AUGAAUGAAAAAUUUGAUGCAAUAAAACCGCGGCGUGAAAAGCCACAAACUCUAGAAGGUAUUCAAACUACAAAAUGUCUUAAUGAUUCCUGUGGUUCUGAUUCAUCGCUCAAUCGUGGUUCGGAUAAACGUUUAUCGCGAAAUCGUUCUCGCGGUUCGGAGACACGAUCGCAACGUGAUCACUCUUCGGAUGGUGUGAUGACUACAACAAAGUCAGAUUUAAAAACGGAUGUAGAGUUGUGUAAUGAAUUCAAUGUUAAUGAUGGUUGCCAGCGUAGAGAAAGUUUUAAUUACGACGACAGCAGUCCAAGUGGUCAAGGUUCAUUUACCAAGCCAGGCUUGGGCAGAUCAUUGCGUUUGCCGAGUAUGGUGGGUGGUACAACAACUAGAAAAUGUGUUUUAACUUUAGAUGGUUAUUCCUAUGUUAUAGUCGCUAGCACUCCAGAAAAUUUACCCAAAAGAGACGAUUUAUCUUGCUCGGGUGGAAGCAAUCUUGGUACGGGUUGCCAUACACAACAAACGGUCAACGCCAAUUCCCAACAACUACCAGCAACCAAUUUCCAACAACAACAACAUCAAUAUUUAACGAGCGAUAAAGCAACAUUUACAAAUUCACAAUCAGCAGCAGUUGCAGUUGCAGGUGGUGGAGUGGGUGGAACUGGUAUAGCAGCCGCAAGGGUUGGUGCAGGAACAGAUUCAACGUCAUCAACAACAACAGCAGGAAUUGAUGUUAGUAAUAGUAAACAAGAUUUUUCAAAUUUUACAAGUCCCUCCGGUGUUGAUAAUACCCCAGAGAGUAUCAGCAGCAUCUCAAUUACAAGUAAUAGCUCUGUGUCUACUAUAAAUGGUCAAGUUGCAAGACACGGAGCUCUUACUAUUGUGCGCCGUUCCAAUAGUCGUAAAAGUUUCAGCCAAUACGAUAACCAGCAUUUAUAUUCAUUGGCUACUACGCCCACACUAUCAUCCCUAACUCAUCAUAGUUUAUUAAGCGAGACCACGAUCAAAUCAUCGAGUGACCACAGCUCUCACAGUCGUGUUAACGAUUCCACACAUCAACAAACCAACACUAUAACAGCUCCAAUAUCAAAAAAAUCACAGGCACAAUCAGCCAUUUUCAACACGACCAACACCAGCAGCACUACAACUACUGGAACCCAAAAUAUAAAAAUGUUACCAACUUCACCUAAUUCGGGAAACAAUACUAUAACGCCGGGCUAUGAAAUGGAAAAUACAAGGGAAGAUUCUGCGUCUAGCGCGGCAUCGGGUUUAACUAUAACUUCGUCAACUGUCGAUUUAGCUACUGAAAACUUACCAGCUGUCGAUACACCAGAUGCCUGUGAUAAAGCAGCAUUAAGACUUCGCAGUCUUCUGCGCAUGCUUAAUACAGGCGAAAUACAAGCUGAUGUAUUACAAAAAAAUUUACAUUAUGCCGCACGUGUCCUUGAGGCCGUGUUCCUCGAUGAAUCCAAAAGCCGUCCUUUUGUUUCAAUUAUAGAGCCCAGUCAUAAAUGUAUUGAUUCAUUUAAAUGUAAAGUCCGGCAUCUCUAUUCUUAUCGACAAUAUAUAUUCUCACCAGCUGUUGCCGACAAUGCAGUGUUUAUGACAAUUAACAAAUUUUACCCGCCAAAUUCGCUGUCAUUACCCAAUGUUUAUGUUUGAAAUCUAUAUUGAAUUUAUUAUUUGGUUUUGUUUGUUGAAGUGCAAAAAGUUAAUUAAUGGCAAUCAACAAAAUUAACAACAGCGUGUGUAAAUAAAAUAAACAAUAAAUAAAAGCAAAAUAAA
This is a messenger RNA of Lucilia cuprina (Australian sheep blowfly), 1782 nucleotides long. RefSeq names its product serine-rich adhesin for platelets (gene Pde1c). Lineage: Eukaryota; Metazoa; Arthropoda; Insecta; Diptera; Calliphoridae. The record is from RefSeq and is a predicted model, not a curated record. The transcript is spliced from 5 exons. The coding region runs from base 1 to 1659 and encodes 552 amino acids.